Molecule: messenger RNA, 8041 nt
Organism: Paramuricea clavata
Lineage: Eukaryota; Metazoa; Cnidaria; Anthozoa; Malacalcyonacea; Plexauridae
Source: the annotation of a GenBank genome assembly
AUGGCAAUGAAAUUUCAAGUUUUGCUCUGCGUGUUUGCAUUAUUCCAGCUGUCUGUCGGUAAGUAAAAAUUGUAUCAAUUUGUACUGAAAUAAUUAAGUUUUAUGUUAACCGCAUUUUCCUCAACAAGUGGCGUGCGAAGGCAUUCAAUAAGUCGACAUACGUGUGCAAUAACAGUUCCCUCCCUUUUUGGCGCAUUUCUGCCAGUUCUAUCGCCACUACAGCACUUCUCUCCUUUUACCAAGAGAAGUCUGAGAAGAUUUCCCCUUCCGGUUUGCUAUAAUCUGGAAGUCCAAAAAUCUGAGGGCCGCGGUGGCGACAAUCUUGUACACAUAGCCAUCGUUUGCUCUGGGUAUACGAGAUUGCGGUGGAGAGAGGUCAGUACCAGUGGGCUAAACAGAUCACGUCAAAAACCCAAAGUGCCUGUUAACCAGAGUCGCACGUCGGGUCUUUAAAAUUGAAGCCAUUUGAGUGUGGGUAUAGGCAGUAGACUAGGCGAACUUUUGAAGUCAAAGCGAGGGAACUGCGAUUAAAUUGUCUAACCUUGAUAUCCCUUUACCUGAUAUUUAUAACUUAUAUCCACAUGUGCAUAUUUAUUUUACAUGUUGUUUCUUCCCUCUAGGCCUCUCCAUGGAAAGUCUGAAUGAGGUGGAACAGAGUCCUGAACGAGAGAAGAAGAAUGUCCCGGAAGGCUGUAAGUGAAAUCUUUCAUUUUAUGCCCCAUGCACAUGGUGGCUGUCGUCUUCACUAAGGACUUUAAGAUACUGACUAUACACCACAGAAUACAGUUAGACGUUUGCGCAUGCACUGUGUCGGGUACGGUGAUCGUCUCCCGCGCGCGACUAGAACAGCACGACUGACUAGGACAGCACGCCACGGCUGGAACAGCACGACUAGAAAAGCAUGCAACACGAUUUGACCAGCACUACUGCAGUUACGGUUGGAAAGGUUUUGUAGUCCUUAUACAGGGUGUCUCAAAAAAACCCAAAAUCAUUGAAAUUGACGUAUUGUUCGAUAUUCAAUGCCCUAGCACUAAGUUAAUCCCACGAGUGCAUAAAAGAUUGACAUAACUGCUAUAAUGAAUGGUAAUACUCAGCGUAAACUUGUUAUGUCAGGCAUAAAGUACUAAACCCACGAAUGCAUAUUACGCAUAUUACAAUUUACGAAGCAUUUUUAAAUUCCCAUGAGCAAACAAACGUUCACUUUACAAAGAUAUUUUAAAACAACCCAAAAUCAUUGAAAUAACGUAUUGUUCGAAUUUCAAUGCCGUAACACAAAGGAUUUUGACAGGGUGAUUAAUUUGUUUUAAAAAAUUAAAAUAUCUUUGUAAAGUGAACGUUUGUUUGCUCAUGGGAAUUUAAAAAUGCUUCGUAAAUUGUAAUAUGCGUAAUAUGCAUUCGUGGGUUUGGUACUUUAUGCCUGACAUAACAAGUUUACGCUGAGUAUUACCAUUCAUUAUAGCAGUUAUGUCAAUCUUUUAUGCACUCGUGGGAUUAACUUAGUGCUAGGGCAUUGAAUAUCGAACAAUACGUCAAUUUCAAUGAUUUUGGGUUUUUUUGAGACACCCUGUAGUACAAGUCAGAAGUCCCAUUACCUUUGACUUGCAAGAAUUAUUCGACCGGCGAUACUCAGAGUAACAUCAGCAAAAAAUUAAACCCCUGAGUUCAACACGAGUUUCACCACAACCACCAGACGUUCUAUCGUUCAUGUUAAGAGAGUGUUCAAUGGUUAGAAUUCAUGUUUACUUUUGAUCCGGUUUCCUAUUUUCAUCACAGCUUGCCAGUCUCAUCCCAAACUCUGGCACAAGCCUGGAACGUCGGUGCGAUGUAGUUGUAUGAAAUGGUAAGUAUCUUCUCAAAGUUUCCGCAUGGACAUUCUAUCUCUGAGACACAGGUUCCGCCUUCAUUCCGCCUCAUUUAUAUUUAAACCGAUGAUUGCAUUCCAACAAGCCGUAGCCGUAGGUAGUCUAAUACGAUGACAGAGUACUUUUGCAAAGAAUUGGAAAUCGUAUAGACAAUAAUAUUGCAUUGGAAUUUCAAUAUAUCUUUUGUUUCUAUCAAGACUGUAAGAAGAAGUAAUAUAUAUUUCAGUAUCAGUUUCUCAAAUCAUUCCAUGCUAAUAGUCACAUCGAGAGUUACCAUCGUGUGUACCAUUCAUUUGCCCAUUGUACAAAGCUUAAAUAACGAUCACGAUCUCAUUCUUACCUUAGAGGGUUAAUAGACUUAAUAGGUAAAUGCAAAGAUAAAUCAGGGGAACUAUUUUAUUUUAAUUUCCUUUUAAUUAAUUAAAUUUAGUUCACGCUUAUAAUUAGAGGUUAUCUUCUUUUUAUUUUUCCUUGUGCCUGUUGCACACAUGUGUUGCAGUGAGAUGCUUUUGCUGAACUAGCAAAGCUCAGUCAUACGUGUAAAUACUACGGCCAAUACAAAAAGAGUGAACUUAUGUGAAUGUUAUAUGUUAUAUUUGUGUAGUACUUGCGCCGGGGGAAAAUGGAAUUGUGCAUAUGCGUUUGAAUAUUGUCCAUACUACAGUAAGUAAUUGACACUUUAGAGGCACCUUGGAGUGGGGGGUUAAUGGAGACGGUUCUAAGUGAGUAUUUUUGCACAAGUGAACAUAACAAAUCCUACACGUUGAUUGGUCAAAUUUGACGUAAUAAGCUGUAUAUUCACCUACAGGUGAAUAUAACAAAAAACGGAAAUUUUCAAAAUGGCGGCUACCCGUUUUGUGGAAGUUUACUGACAAAGAAAUAAGCGAAAUUAAAAUAAAUUCAGUCUCAAGAAACACAAAAGCUUGUGUAAAAAUACUAAAACAAUUAUUCGCCUCUGGCUCGGUGAUUAUCGGGGAAUAUUCACCUCGUCUUCGUCUCGGCGAAUAUUCCCCGAUAAGCACCUCGCCUUCGGCGAAUAAUUGUUACAUAUUGACCCGAGGGGCCGCAGGGCCCGAGGGCAAAUAUAUGACUCGUAUCCCAAGUUCGAGGUUUAUAACCGACUUAUUUUCUAGUUGAGAAAGUUUUCGAACAAGAUUCCAUUAAUUUCAAAGACUAUCCAUAAAGAUUUUUCGAGUUUUGUCGACAAAUUUAAUCUAAUUAUUUAUUCACGGGUUAUAACCUGUAUUCAUCACGCGGUACAUCAAAGAAAACCGACUCAACUAGAAAAUCACAACAAUUAUAUACUUUUAUAUCGUUUUUAAACCUACAAAAAGGUGGAGUCGUACUCGAAAUGUUGUAAUUUAAUAAAAUGAUUAUUUUCUAAGCCUGUGGUCUGAUUUACUGACACGCUUUAUUAAUUAUGAAAUCAUUGCAUUAUUUGUGAUAAGCACUUUAGUGAAAAGCAAGCUUAAAAACGACGGUCUAACUUAUCGUAUUUUAAACUUUCUGUAGCUUGUGGCAGCGUACAGUACUCUCCAAAUACCGAACUCUGCUGCUGUGGCAAAGUGUAUACAAAGAAAAGCAACUAUUUCUGCUGUGGCUAUUCCUACUACGACACUCGAACCUCCAAAUGCUGCAACUACUACACAGUUUUACCGAAGGCUUCUAACUGCCCAAGAUUCAAAAUCUAAGUUUGCCUCGACUAUCUUCAUGGGUGGAAUGAUCUUUUUCGGACCGCUGAAGGGGGAACAUUAAAAAAUUCUUUUGAGUUAUCAAUAGUUCAACAUUGUACUUUAAUUAUAUCAAUAUCAAACUGAAUGUCUAUUUUAUUAAUUGGAUAUAAAUAAAUGUGUAAAAUCCAACAUUCUUCUUUUAUUGUGUCUAGGUUUACUGCACUCUAUUUCAGUGUAGGUUGGAAUGGUUAGGGUGAAUAUCUGGGUUACAUUUAACUCAUUUUGGAUUUUUUCGUCUUUCCUCUUGUGCCCGAAAGCCGAGAGAGGCUUAGUUAAACCUCUCGUGGCUUGAGGGACAUUUCAUCACUAACCGACGGCCGUGAUGCCAUGCUAUCACUUUGUAAUAUCAUAGCUACUGAGACAAUAAAACGGUUUCAUUCGAUUGAAUAAGUUGAAAUGAAAAGGCGCGUUUGCUUUUUGAUACUAAUGACUAUUGUCUUAUUGGGAUGCUCGUUAAUGAGGUUACGGUUGAUUUUUCAUGUCUGUUAAAUAUGUAAUAUGUAUGCAUAAAGCCGGUUUUCCACUAGGCGGAAUUUUGCGCGCGGAGCGGAAUUUUUCUUUGUCUUUUCUAAUUAGUUCCACCUGAGGAAUCACAAGACAAAGAAAAAUUCCGCUCCGCGCGCAAAAUUCCGCCUAGUGGAAAACCGGCUUAAGAGGUUAAUAUGCAUAAAGACCUUCUAAGCAUUUCGGAUUAGAAUUCAGCCUUUUUUGAGCACUUGCUGUUUGGCCGCCAUAUUGGUGUACCAAAUUGCACAGAAUUUGUAAGACAAACUGCUAUAUAAAUACCCAAUAUAAGUAUAGGUCAUAAACAUACGCCCUCUUCACCCUUACUUUUCAUGCCAAUAAGGAGCUGUUCGUGUUAGCCCGGCUGGCUGGGAUGAAAUCUCGAUUGAAAUCAAACUAAGCUAAUUCAACCUUGAAAUGUUAUUUUGGAUGUUUAUCAAAAGUCGUGUUAAGAGCUUUAUUGACCGGGCCAGCCCAGCUCCAUAUGAACAGCCCCGAUGUAUAAGAACCACUCCAGUCCAUGGUUUCUUCAUGAGGUCUGCAUGUUACUUCAUGUAUCACAGCAUGCUCAGGGCCGUAGCGAAGAGGCCAAGGUUGGGGGGUGUAGUAUCGCAUUUUCAGACAACAUUUCAGUCGCUAAGUUAUUAAUAUUUCUUUUCCCAAAAUUGUUGGCGGGAGGGGGAGGGAGGUAAAACAUUUUCCACACAUACCAUUUUUCACUAACCCCCAACUAAUGUACCGUCAUUUCUUAAAUUUUUCGGUAAUUGAUUUUCGUAAAUUUAUCAAAAUUUCGGCUAGUGCAAUUUUCUAAAAUUUGGGUGUGCCGCCCCCCCCAAUAGCCCCCCACGCUACGGCCCUGAGCGUGCUGUUCCACCAUAAGCUGCGACGUAAAUUAUACCAUGCAGGGGAAAACCGAAGCGUAUUUCCGCUGUUCUUAGUUUUCACCAUAGCGGCCGUGUUGGAGGAACACCAUCUAUCUCGAAUCUCAUUUAUAACAGCUAUUGUAUUUGAAGCGUGUUUUCCUCCAACAUACAUGCAUGGCCGCCAUAUCUUUGUCGUAUAUAUCUCAAGGGAUUGUUUUUGUAAUGUAUUUGUAGUACUUAUAAUGUUGUUCCGAUACAACUGCAUGUGCAUAAAAUUAAAUAGGGGAAACGCAUUGAAACAAUCUGUCUGUGUAUGAAAUUAAAUAUAUAGGGGAAACGCAUUCAAAUAAUCUGUCUGUACAUGAAAUUAAAUAUAUAGAGGGGAAACGACAAUGCACUUGAAAUAAAUUGUCCAAGGACAAGAACCACAACACUUCUUACGCAUAUUCAAAGGGAAAAUGAUCAUGAAGCGUGGCAGGCGAUCAAAGGUCGGGCCUUUGUAUAAAGUGCGCGGAACUAACGAAUGGAAUGCACGCUGUUUACAAGUGGAUUUGACCGCGACGUUUUGCAUAAAAUUAAAUAGGAGAGCGUUUCCCCUAUUCAACUAUUGCCGACCUGAUAUUUUCAUGCUUUCCUUGCGUUUAAUUUCCGCUUUAAUUUACAUACAAUGCAACGCCCAAAACUGACUUGAUUGGCUGAUUCGAAUAGUGUUAGUUAUUGUCGCUGAUCGUGGUGGCUGGAACACUGAACAAGAUCGAAGAAGAAGAAUCGGGGGGACGCAAAUGAAAUUUCGAGCUUCGUUUUGCUUUGCGCUUGGGAUUUUCCUAACCACGACUAACGGUAAGUCAAAAGUAUGUUCAUCUUUCAUGAUUCGUAUUUGUUCCUAAAAUGCUUCAGUAUUAUGCCAUGACUGAAGAUAUGACAUUAGUGUCCCACCAAUUUUGAAAUUGUCUGUGUUAAAUGUCAAUGGCAUUCGUGUCCUCCGUUGUUCAGCCUUAAUUGUAGAUAAAAUAUGUCGCAAACACUGAUUACUUUUGAAGUUUUGGCGUUUACGGAAGCCAAUCACAAAACAUGUUCAUUUUAUGUACUCGUGUUUACUGCAUACAUGCGUGUCGUAAAAUUCUGCAGAAUUUGCGCCAACGGAAUAGUCAAAAUUAGAGAUCCACAAUGGACUUUAGUACUUAUAGUUUUUAUAUUCGUUAGAAAUUUACUAUGGAUUCAUAUUUAUUUUGCACUCUGCGAUGCUUUUCAUUUGCAGGUUUCGCCAUAGAAAAGUCUGAUGCCGCUACGGAAUUUGAAUCGGUGACUGUGGUAACACAAAGUGAUAUUCGUGAAGAAGAACAGAAGAAAAUCCAGGCUGGCUGUACGUUGAAUCCAAGUCGGCGUCUUCAGUUAUGCACGCUAUUCAGGCUCCUUCAUUGCGAAGGCGUUGAGGGGUUGAAGUGUUGAGCUUGUCGAGAUGUAAAUUUCGAAUCCAAAAAUGAGGAGUGAUUGGAAUGCAUGAACGCCGUAAUCACAAAAGGGCUGGGAGACAGCUUCUCGUGAAGAGUACUUUCAUUAAUAUAUUAAUAACUUUCUAAAUCUUAGCAGAAGUCUUGCAGGAAAAUCAAGUCCUACAUUCUAUACUAGUAUUUGCUCGUGUGUGUAGGCUAUAUAUACGUAUAUGCUGUUGCCCUGAAUCAAAAGGACACCUCUGUCUCUUGCCCUUUGUUGGCAAUAAGCAAGAGGUGCAGGCACUCCUUCUACUUUUCACUUCUGCUCUCCAUGCAUGAGAUUUGCAGUCUGAGCAAUGAGUUCCGAUGGAUUUGAGGCGAAGUCCAUCGGGCAACCCCCAAUAACCACACCCUAGGCGUUUGUCCCUCGCCCAUUCAGUAAUAGCUUUUUAGCUUGACUCACAUUUAUACACAUAGUAGCUUUAUGCAUAUAUUACCCUAAUUACCCCUGGUAAUUCUAUACUGUAGAUUGCCAUUGGGAGCACAAUGUCUGGCACAAGCCUGAAGAAUCAGUACAGUGCAACUGUUUGAACUGGUUAGUAUAGAACUUUUUUCCCUUCCCAAUUGGCUGUUCCGGACAGCGGGGUUCUACUUUAGAGUAAUACUAUACUUGUCUACUAUUAGAUCUGUGAGUAAUACUUGUGUUAUAUUCUUCAUAGUACUUGCGCCGAUGAAGGAAAAUGGAGUUGUGAAUAUUCGUUUGAAUAUUGUCCAUACUAUUGUAAGUUUAAACGCAUGUGACCAUUGUAGUGUGAUUAUAUCCUCCUCCGAAGGCUUCAAAUAAAUUACCUGGGUUAUUGAAGCUUGAUUUGGAAAUUAUUUUGCUCGCAACUAAAUUCUGCCUGCCCAUCUAAGGCAAUGCAUGCAGGCGGAGUGGGGGGGGGGGGGGGGGGGAGCUAGUGUGAUCAGCAAUAUCGAUUUCGAUGAUUUCGCCCCCAUCACGAUUCAAUGUUGAUUGGAUGAAACAUGUACUUGGGUUAUGUGGCUAUAUCAAAUACUGGCAACAUUGGAAUGGGAGUUACAUCAAAGUAAAUCCAUGAUUUAAUGGCUACAGAAUACAUUUUUCUGGUAUGAAUAUUACACUGGGUCUCAACCAGUUUUGUCCAAGAUUGUAGCGGUCCGUGUCAAGCCAAUUGUUCCAUAUACUCAGACAGUAUUGAGAACUGGGCUGUCGAUACUUUACUGGGCCGGGGAGAGCAAUUCAAUAAUAACUAGAAAAACCUAACCGUAUAUAUAUUUUUAACUUUGUACAGAUUGUGACAAGGAACUGUACAGUCCAAAGGAUGAAUUAUGCUGCUGUAAUAAAUUGCAUGUCAAGAUAACCAAUUACGCCUGCUGUGGCUCUUUUUACUACAACCCUCAAACCUCCAAAUGUUGUGAUGAUUACCGUGAUUACUCCGUUAAACCAAAGAGUGCUGAUUGCUCAAAAUCCCGCAGAAAUAAAUUAUUCGGAAGCGAAUCUACCCUAAAGAUUUCUAAGUAAUUUACACAGUUAUAAACGUUAUACGAAAAACACAAACAGAAAAACGACCAAGAACACUAACACUAACACUAACAUAAUGUUAGUCAAUUAGGUUAGCGACCUG